AUGAUGUUCCUGCCGGCCUGGCAGGCGCCGUCGAUGCUUGUGACGCCCAUGGACGUGGUGUCGCCGUCGACCACAUCGGACGACUCGCAGCGCAAGAAGGACGACGCGCGCCUCCGCAAGCAAAAGUACAACCGCGACCGGCUGCGCCAAAAACGCACCGAGUAUAUGGCCGAGUUCCAAGCGCUCGAGGCCCAGAUUCGGCAACUCGUCGACCUGCGCGACGAAGCGCAGCGAGAGAAGCAGAUUGGCGUCUUGCCCUGGGUCGAAGUCGCGGCUGCGCUCAAGGCCGACAGUAGUCUCUCGCAGAUGCAGAACCGCGAGUUGCUCAAGCAGGUGCGGGCCGCAGAAGCGCUCUGCAAGUCGCUGCGCAGUUGGGUCGCGUCGCGCAUCGUCCACGCGACGCUCAACCCCGAGCACACGUCAUGGCGCGAGUCCAUGAUCCCAGAGGACGACGCGAGCCGGAAGCUCGGUCUCGACUGGAUCUCCAAGCGGUUGUACCACAAUUUGAACGGGGCCAUUGAAGCCAGUGGGCUUCCUGGUCCGAUCGACGCGACCGCGUACUAUCGCAUCGACGUCGAGCGCCACGCCGACACGUACCGCCUCUCCGAGUUCAAGCAGCGCGUCGAGCGGGUCCGGUUUGAUAUCGCCACGCGCACGCUCAGCGCCCAGUACUUUGAGAUUUUCGAUGGCGACGAGGAAGAGCGCCAGAACGACGACAUGACGUACAUCCGCUAUCCCUCGUUGUAUGGGCGCACCAACAACGUGCCGUACACGGAAAAGAUGCUCGUGCGGCAGUUCAAGGAGCAGCAUCGAUUUGUUAUAUUUACGCACGGCGUGCCCGACGACGCCAAAUUCCAAGACCCCAUCCGGUGCGACUGGUCGGCGUGGGUCGUCGUCACAGAGCUUGGCGCGAACGAAUGUCUCUUGCAAUUCGGCUACACGGCGUACGGACUACGAGGCGACGACGGGUACUUGCCGCUCGAGGUCGAGAUGCCGGCGCUCGCCGCCUUUUCCGACGACGACGACACACGCUUUGCGCGCUUCCGUCACAAGCAGCGCGACGACCGGCUACGGCGGCAAAUGGAGGACGUGGCGGCGUUCCAAGAGCGCUGUCGUCAGACGGAAGCCGCCGGCACCGACGCUCCACCGAUCGCAUGGACGAGCUCGCCCGAAGAGCGCAAGGAGCGCGCGCGGAUCAAGAAGCAAGACUACAACCGCGAGCGGCUGCGACAGAAGCGCUGCGAGCACCUCACGGCCCUCACGGCGCUCACCGCCGAGUUCAAGACGCUCUCGGCCACACUGGCCCGCGCUCGCGCGACAACGUCGACUUCGCUGCUGCCAUGGGCCGCCGUGGCGCAAGCGCUCCGUGACGAGCGCGAUCUCAAGGAAGCCACGAACGCAGCGCUCAAGCAAGGCGUGCGGCGCUACAAGCUCCUUUGCCGCACGAUGCUCCACUGGCUCUCGAGCGCGGAGACCAUUCGCGCGUAUCCUGCGUCCGAGAAGCGCGCAUGGAGCUACAGUACACUUCCUUUGGACAGCGAUGCGCGCGCACUCGGCCUCGACUGGAUCGCACACCGCCUGUACCAUAACCUCGACGGGUACCUCGAACGAAGCGAGCUGCCGACGCCGACAACGGGCGACCGUCCGUACUACCGCCUAAACGUCCGGGCGCACGAGAAUUCGUAUUCGUUGACCGAGUUCAAACAGUUUGUCGAGUCGGCGCCGCUUCCUGUCGUCGCCCAGUGUCUUUAUGACCACUACUUUGAAACUUACGACGGCGACUACGUCGACAUGCGCAGGCCCGACCUCUCGUACGUGCGCUACGUCUGCCUGUACGGCCUUGAGCUGCAGCGGUCGUUUCCAGAGCGCAUGCUCACGCGGGUCUUUCGAGAAGAGAAUCGAUGUAUCGUCUUUACCCACGGCGUCUCAGACGACGCCAAGUACUAUGACGACCCAAUCAAGUCGCACUGGACAGCGUGGGUCGUCGCCGAGCGCAUGGACGCAACCACGACCGUCAUCAAGCACGGCUUUGAGUCGUUUGGUCUCGAGACAAAAGCCGGCUUUCUCGACGUAGCCGACGAAGUGCCGUUUUUGCGCGACGUAGCCAGCGACGACGCGGCGCGGUUCAUACAGUUUCAGCUCUACCAGCGCGACUACCGCGGCCGGCGGUUCGUCGACGAGUCCAACCGGUUUGCCAAGCGUCUCGCCAAGUGUCGAGGCAACGGUUAA
This is a messenger RNA of Saprolegnia parasitica CBS 223.65, 2229 nucleotides long. RefSeq lists its product as hypothetical. The record is from RefSeq and is a predicted model, not a curated record. The transcript has 8 exons. NCBI's taxonomy places the organism in Eukaryota, Oomycota, Saprolegniomycetes, Saprolegniales, Saprolegniaceae. The coding region runs from base 1 to 2229 and encodes 742 amino acids.